AUGUCGGGCGGAGGAUGGAACGUGAAUGCGGCCGCUUUUGUGCCGAACCUGAACGCUAGACCUUUUGUGCCCGGUCAGCCCUAUAUCCCAGCCACAGAGACUGCAUCCGUACCACUUCCAGCUGAGGCUCCUGUAGAAGAUUGGGAUGCUGAGAUUGCUGAUAGUCAAGCUGAAGCCGUCGAGCCAAGUGCACCUCCUGCCCCGGAACCUGUUCCCGGACACGAUUCGAAGGUUAUCGAAACUCCUUCGGAGAAGGCUGAGGAAGCAGGUGGAGGAGACGAUAAGGACGCCUCAGAAGCGAGCGAUGUGGUUGCUCCGUUGGCCAAGAAGUUUGAACGAGUUGCCUACGUCGACGAUGGAACUCACAAGGAACACGUUAACAUGGUGUUUAUCGGGCAUGUUGAUGCUGGGAAAUCCACCAUUGGAGGACAGUUAAUGUAUCUCACUGGUAUGGUUGAUAAGCGAACGCUGGAAAAAUAUGAAAGAGAAGCGAAAGAAAAGGGUCGAGAAAGCUGGUACCUAUCGUGGUGCAUGGACACCAACGAAGAAGAACGCGAAAAAGGAAAAACUGUCGAGUGUGGACGAGCAUAUUUUGAGACAGAAAAGAAGCAUUUUACAAUUCUGGAUGCACCUGGCCACAAAAGCUUCGUUCCAAAUAUGAUUAGUGGAGCUACGCAGGCUGAUCUUGCUGUUUUGGUAAUUUCUGCUCGAAAAGGAGAAUUCGAAACCGGAUUCGAUCGUGGAGGUCAGACUAGAGAGCAUGCUAUGUUAGUGAAAACGGCUGGAGUGCGUCACCUAGUGAUUCUUGUGAAUAAAAUGGACGAUCCCACGGUGAAGUGGGACGAGAACCGCUUCGUUGAAAUUCAAGGCAAGCUCACGCCAUAUCUUCGAAAAUGCGGUUUUAACCCUAAAACGGACAUGAUAUAUAUUCCUGUAUCUGGCCUAACUGGUGCCUUCAUAAAAGAUCGACCUCCAUGUGAUCAGGGAGGAUGGUAUAGCGGUCCAUGUUUCAUCGACUACAUUGAUAAUCACCUAGUAUCAAUGGCUCGUGAUUACAAUGGACCAGUGCGGUGCAUCGUUGUAGAUAAAUUUUCUGACAUGGGCACCCUCAUCAUUGGCAAAAUGGAGUCUGGUGUAGUAGUCAAAGGUCAAAAUCUGGUCCUAAUGCCAAAUAAAGUGGUUAUCUUGGAGCACAAGUCCAUCAUUGCCUCUGGUUACACAUGCGUUCUUCACAUUCAGUCAGCCGUUGAGGAAGUUACUGUAAAGAUGGUCAUCUGCACGAUCGAUAAAAAGACUGGCGAAAAGAAGAAAUCUCGAUUUGUACGACAGGAUGAGAAAUGUAUAAUGCGGAUCGAAAGUUCAGAAGCUUUCUGCUUGGAGCCUUUCAAGGAGUUACCUCAGCUGGGCCGUUUUACUCUUCGCGACGAAGGACGUACCAUUGCAAUUGGAAAGGUUUUGAAAGUCGUCGAAUAA
Messenger RNA from Haemonchus placei, 1473 nucleotides. The record is from the annotation of a GenBank genome assembly. Lineage: Eukaryota; Metazoa; Nematoda; Chromadorea; Rhabditida; Trichostrongylidae.